This is a messenger RNA of Procambarus clarkii (red swamp crayfish), 552 nucleotides long. RefSeq names its product calcium-binding and coiled-coil domain-containing protein 2-like. Lineage: Eukaryota; Metazoa; Arthropoda; Malacostraca; Decapoda; Cambaridae. The record is from RefSeq and is a predicted model, not a curated record.
AUGAGGGGGGAACGCGCGCAAGAUGAGGAGGAACGCGCGCAAGAUGAGGAGGAACGCGCGCAAGAUGAGGAGGAACGCGCGCAAGAUGAGGAGGAACGCGCGCAAGAUGAGGAGGAACGCGCGCAAGAUGAGGAGGAACGCGCGCAAGAUGAGGAGGAACGCGCGCAAGAUGAGGAGGAACGCGCGCAAGAUGAGGAGGAACGCGCGCAAGAUGAGGAGGAACGCGCGCAAGAUGAGGAGGAACGCGCGCAAGAUGAGGAGGAACGCGCGCAAGAUGAGGAGGAACGCGCGCAAGAUGAGGAGGAACGCGCGCAAGAUGAGGAGGAACGCGCGCAAGAUGAGGAGGAACGCGCGCAAGAUGAGGAGGAACGCGCGCAAGAUGAGGAGGAACGCGCGCAAGAUGAGGAGGAACGCGCGCAAGAUGAGGAGGAACGCGCGCAAGAUGAGGAGGAACGCGCGCAAGAUGAGGAGGAACGCGCGCAAGAUGAGGAGGAACGCGCGCAAGAUGAGGAGGAACGCGCGCAAGAUGAGGGGGGAACGCGCGCAAGAUGA